AAGCCGCCGAGCGAACUAAUGGGUGCAUGUGUACACUAACGCACGAUAUAUGUGCAAUAUAUAAAAGUCACGCAUAUAUAAGACUAGGCCGAGAUGAGCGAUACGGACACAGUUUACAGAAUCGGCUUUAACUGAUCGGACGCUCAAAUUAAAGCGCGUUCAAAACGAGGCAAAGUGUUUUACAAGGUUCAUUUUCAUCACUAGUGCUUCAAUUUUUUUCCGCUUCGCCAGAAUUCGAGCCACGAUGCUAGCCGCACGGAUUAAAUUCAGCUUGAGUCUGCUGCUGCUGGUCGGCGCGGUGAACGCCGCAACCCUCCACGAGCAGACCGGAUUAUUGGCCGACGAGAUCGAGUGCACGAGCAACGUCGAUUGCGCGCCCGGCUACUGCUGCACAAUUUCUCACGAGCGUUACAGCUAUCCCAGAUGCCAGAAGUUCCAAGAUCUGGGAGAUUUUUGUCGGCCGGGCGGACCACUGACGACGAGCGGCGAUCGCUACUAUCCAGACGGCACUUCCAUACAAUUGGACGAGAUUUACAUGCAGUUCUGCCCAUGCGGACCCGGGCUGCUUUGCGAUCGGGGCGAGCAAGUUUGCCGAGACGCCAGCGAUUUUAAUUCGGUGCAGUUGAAUCAGUCGGGCAAAAGUGAUGAUUGAUCUUAAGGAAAGACACAUUUUUACCAUCAUUUGACAAUUGAUACCAUUUAAUUAUCAGUCUAACAAAGACUUUUUCCGCCUCGACAAGCAUCAAAUUUUGUUAUAGCUCUCGAAAUAGUCUUUUCUCUAUGAAAUAUUUUUAAUAAUGAAAUGUACUUGGACUUUAGUUUGAGACCGAACAAAUAUCUAAAAAAUAAUUAUUCGAUAACCUUGAUUAUAUUUAUUAUAAUUUAAUUUAAUAAAUAAAGCAUGAUCAUUUUAUCAUACAUUUCUAAACUAUUCUAGUUUAAUUUUUCAAUUUCUAUUUUAAUUAAGUACACGAGCUAGCCUUCAAACUCUCCCCAGUUUCAGUUUGUAUUUUUGAAAUAAUUUUCGGCAACCGCAAUAAUACAAUUAGAUUAACAUUUUUCAUUUAUUCAUAUAAUUGUGGACACAAUUACCAUACUAUAAUUAAUACAAAAUUAUACAUAGAAGUGAAUAGGUACUAUUGAUAAAACACAUUUUGAUAAAAAUGAUCAUAAUUUGUCGAUUACAUAAAAAAGAACGUCAGUUCGAACUGACUAGUGUUCAUUAUUCAUAUGUAGCGCCAAAAUAGAUGAUACUUGUGCGACUGCGUGCUUAUCAUUUGGUGUACCGGAACGUUCGCCACCAGGCAGUCACUCGCCAGUCUGCUGACUGCUCUGCUCUGCUGAGUCUGCACUCUGCACUCAUCACCUUUUCUUUGUUGUGACAGUCGACACUUUGUUGUGCAGUUAAUAGUUCAAAUGUCAAAACUGAAAUAUUGUACACUAAAGUGAAAAGUUUUACAGUGAAAAAAAUUCAAACAUUUUACUUGUUUUGUAAAACUCAUAAAUCUUAACUCAUAAACG
Trichogramma pretiosum is the source of this 1521-nucleotide messenger RNA. RefSeq names its product astakine-like. Bases 245 to 652 code for a protein of 135 amino acids. The record is from RefSeq and is a predicted model, not a curated record. The transcript is spliced from 3 exons. NCBI's taxonomy places the organism in Eukaryota, Metazoa, Arthropoda, Insecta, Hymenoptera, Trichogrammatidae.